AUGGCGGGCUGGGUUUAUAAACCUCCGCGCCCUCUCCACACGUGAGUUCUGAAGGCCACUCGUCUCCACGCUCUGUCACGUAUGCACAUGCGGCAAAGUCCGACAGCCUCAGCCUCGCAUCCUCACGAGAGAAGCAAGAGACGGCUCUUCAUCAUGAGGUCCUUCUUCCUACUGUUCUUCACCCUGCUGUUGGUGUCCCACGGAUCUACAGCAGUCAUCACAGGGGCCUGUGAGAAGGACUCUCAGUGUGGAGGACGGAUGUGCUGUGCGGUGAGUUUGUGGUUCCGCAGCCUGCGGAUGUGCACGGCCGCGGGCUGGGAAGGAGACAACUGUCACCCCAUGAGCCACAAGGUUCCUUUCGCUGGGAAAAGACUCCACCACACGUGCCCCUGCAUGCCCAACUUGUCGUGUAUCACCUUAGUGCAGGGAAUGUCCAAAUGUCUCUCGACAUACGAGUAUCCAGACUACUUCUGA
Pseudoliparis swirei is the source of this 474-nucleotide messenger RNA. RefSeq names its product prokineticin 2 (gene prok2). The record is from RefSeq and is a predicted model, not a curated record. Lineage: Eukaryota; Metazoa; Chordata; Actinopteri; Perciformes; Liparidae.